This is a messenger RNA of Mycena citricolor, 1713 nucleotides long. NCBI's taxonomy places the organism in Eukaryota, Fungi, Basidiomycota, Agaricomycetes, Agaricales, Mycenaceae. The record is from the annotation of a GenBank genome assembly.
CUAGUUUUCCUCCCUCUUCCUCAUACCAUUGCACGCAAAGAGUCAUCCAACCACGCGAGCAAUAGAUGAAACGACUAACCCCUUCCAUAUCCACAUUUCAGUACUUGUAUUGAAGCACUCGAUCGACUAACACCUGAAGAUCAUCAAAGCCGUUCCUUCGCUAUUGCCUACCCUGGCCUUCAAUCUGUCGUCCUCAGAGCACCCAUGUGGCUCCUUUUGAACCUCCUGCAUAACCUUUAUCCUCUUCUUCACCCUCCUGUACACGCUAUGCACCCUCUGUUUCCAUUCGUGCCACGAACUGGACCGUGCACGACCAAGACUCCACGUGAUCUGCCUUGGUGAACGAAUCGGAAGUCAACGUCUCUUAUUCCCUCCCCUUCUCCCCUCCGUUCUCUCCACUCGGUUCCCCAACCUCAUCAGCUCAAUGCCCACAUCAAACAUCAAGACCAAAGCCAAGGUGGCCACCAAGGGCUCUAUUGUGCCCAAGAACAAGAGCGUCAGCACCCAUCCACCCUGGAUAGAUAUGAUAAAGGAAUGCAUCAUCGCCCACCCUGAAGAAGCCAGAGGCGGAGUAUCGCGCCCCAUGAUCAAGAAGUUUGUCGAGUCCAAGUAUAAGGUCGAGGUCAAUGCUGCUGCUGCGAGUCAGCUCAACCGCGCUAUCACGUCUGGAAGCUCAGGACCCUCCGGGAAGGUGAAGCUCACACCUAAGGUCCGUGGGGAGGCUGCCAAAGAGAACUCGAAACCAGUCUCGAAAGCUGUGAAGCCGCCCCCACCUGCUAAACAUGUGACCUCCAAGGCCCCGGCUACUUACAUGGUCAAAGCUAAGCCCAAGCAAGGCACGACAACGACCACUGCCAAUAAAUCGGCGGCCACUUCCAAACCAUCUGCGAAGAAGUCAGUUCCGGCGAAGAAGACUCUCAAGCCCAAGGCGACUGUCACCAAGAAGACGGCGGCACCCUCUAAGCGUGCUCCAGCGAAAAAGGCUGUCGUUGGAAAGAAGUUUGUUACCGUCAAGAAACCAAUUAUGAAGAAGCCAGCAGCAGUCAAGAAGGCAGCACCCUCGACCAAGAAGCCCGCCACGGAAAGGUCCAAAACAACCAAAGCGGCAUCCGUCAAAGCCAAGGGCAAACGCUCUGUCAAGGCAGAACCCACUAAAGCCGUCAAGUCGACGAAGAAGGCGGCUGCCUAGGCUGGAUGAAUUGCUGAGAUUGCUCCUGGUAUUUAUUAUAUCUUGGAUACUCGCUGCGUUGUUGUACUUAUAUCCUGUAUCUGAUUGCUGCUUGCUUUCUCACAUAUAUAGAAUACGACUGAACUACGUCCCCGUGGCUAAUCCCUCGAGAAUGCGAAUGAAAGCGCUAGGGUCCACAAUAUCUGUGCCUCCAUAAGUGACCCGCUUCCCCGUCUUUGCUGCCCAUUCUUCAAGAUUUCCGUACUCGACGUAGCCAGCGCCGCCAACAACGAAAACCACACUCUCAGCAAACGCCAUCCGCCGGCUUCGUCCGGUUCCAGCCCCGCUGCCCCCAAUUCCACCAGGGCCGAUUGCCGAAGUCCGUGGCGCACGAGGAUCCAAGAACAGAAAGUCGUCGGUUUCUUGCAAGGAAGAAUUUGAUGCACUGGCAGAGUCCAUGAGAGCCUCGGUCACACGGGUAACGGGCAGCAGCUUGUUCGUGGGCAAGAAGUUCUUGACCCCUGAGAUCAGCCCCUCAAAGCCUG